This is a messenger RNA of Melitaea cinxia (Glanville fritillary), 1636 nucleotides long. RefSeq lists its product as uncharacterized. The transcript has 6 exons. Bases 114 to 1373 code for a protein of 419 amino acids. The record is from RefSeq and is a predicted model, not a curated record. NCBI's taxonomy places the organism in Eukaryota, Metazoa, Arthropoda, Insecta, Lepidoptera, Nymphalidae.
CGCCGGUCGGUUGGCUAAUACACCCGCGCGUCGAACUCGACGCGACGUAAUAUUGGUUUACUAACACGAAUAAUUCAAUCAAACACGUUUAACAAGACAUAGACAAUAAUACAAUGGAAUUAAGCGUUGACGAAUUCAUAGAGGGCCUAUUCGCCAAACCAGCAUCCGAACAACCAUCGGACACCAAAAAGCCAGAAGAUAUGGAAAUGCGAAUACCAGAGUGGUUUGAUGAGAAGAAAUUUAAUAAAGCUCGACGGUUCUACUGGGAUAAUAGCUACCCGUUAACAGGGACGAUGCUGAUAGGUCUUGUAGCGGUAUUCGCCGUUCCCUCCAUAUUACGUGUUCUGGUCGGCUCGAGAAGAUCUUCCUCAACAUACACAGCGUACAAGAGAUAUAUGUCCACCUUGCUACAUACAGUAUCCUGGUUCGAGAAUGAACUCAAACCUGGCAGCAUUUCCUGGAAAUCCCUAAUGACAGUGCGCGCUCGCCACGUCAGAGCCAGCGUGGCGGCCGACCUCAAGGGCCAAGGGAUAGUCUCUCAGCGAGACUUGGCUCUCACGCAAUUCGGUUUUAUUGGUAUAUCGAUUCUGAAACCUGAUAAAUUCGGAAUACAGCAGAUGGAGGAAGGUGAUUGGGAAGCCUACAAUCAUUUCUGGAGGGUAAUCGGCCACGCGAUUGGGAUAGAAGACAGAUACAACAUCUGCCGAAAAAAUUUCGAGGAAACGCAACGAGUCUGUCAAAUACUGCUCGACCGCGUUUACACGCCGUACUUAGAGAACACACCAGAGUAUUUCGAGCACAUGGCUCGUGUGAUGUUGGACGGAAUGUGGAGCGUGAACCCCACCGUGCACACAGAUGGUCUCAUCUACUUCGCCAAGUACGUCUGCAACGUGCCUGGCUACAUUUACACGGAGGAGGACAGAAUAAACUUGCAGAGGAGGAUAAGGGAGAAGUUGAAUGGGCAAUCUGAAGACAUCGGCGUGGACGCGAUGUCACUCCUGGCUCCGCCGCUAGUGCAGCUACCAGCGCGGCGACCGCGACUCCUCUACCUACACGACUACGACUCCCUCUACCAGUGCCCUACAUACAAAAAACUGUCAAUCUCUGCAAAUUAUAAAUUAGCCGUACAAUACAUCAUCACAGCUAUAUACGGUUCAUUCAUAGGACGCUGGUACUUCAACGCGAUGUACAGGUUUAGUUUGUUGCUCAUGAAGUACUUCCCCUACGUCGCCUUAUUCAGAUUCGGUGUGAAGGAGGCGUACGUGAAUAUUUUUAAAGAGGAUCCAUUAAGCGACGACGAACCAAAAACAAACGAGUAUUAUUACAAUAGACCACCAUUACCUUUGUACAAAGAACUGUUGUCUAUGCUUUAGUAUAUAAAGCGUUUACAAGUAAUUUUACAUAAAUAUUAUAUAAUGACGAGAUAUUGAUUAUUUUUUUGAUAAUACAGUGGUAUGUGUUAGGUAAUUAAUCGCGAUAGUAAUUAAGAUAAGGAGCGUUGACCACUAUACGUAGUCGGCUGUAAUUAAUAUUUAAUGACUUAUCUUACAAAUCAAAGUCCGCGGUACCCUACCGUUCGCAAUUUAUCGCUUACGCUAUGAAAAUAGUGACUGGACAUACGUCCUGACAACACAAA